CCAUCCACUUUUCUCUCUUUCGCCAUCCCUUGGAGGUUUUCCCCGGCCCCGCCCCCCACGUCGGACUUCUGCCAUUUCUCCAUCGAGAGAGGGGGCCCUUGGGCUCGGAAUACCUUCGGCAUGAGAAUGCACCGGGGAUGAUGCUCAUAAGGGACCACUCUCUUCUAAUCCAGCGGCGAGAAUCGCGCAAUCCCAUAUGAUGGCGAAACGUGGAAAAUUUUAUCCAUGCCUUGAUGCCUAUUCUUCUUUUCUCUCUCUCUCUCUCUCUCUCUCUGCCUCCCUCCCUCUCCCCAUUCUUUUCUGCUUUUGUUGUCCAUCUCUUCUGUCGUCUUCCCGGACCACCGUUUUUUUUGAUCCUCAUGCCAUCGCCAUGGAAUGCACCUCCAGCACGCACAUCGUUCGACUAGUCUAGACUGGCCUUUUCUGCUGCGAAGAUAGCUCGCUGGUCCGAGUCGAGAUCCUAAGUCCACCACAGUCAAAAGACGGUUGUAAGGGACAGCAAAAAAAAAAAAAAAAGGCGUGUGGAUGGGCGGGGCUUGGUGGGAUCGAUCGAUGGGCCACACACCUGGUGCAGCCUGGCGCAAGCGCAGGCGCAGGCGCAUGCACUUGCAUCUCAUGCACGAGUCGCGGCAGCGCAUCUCAGGAUCUGGGCCGCUCGUGCCUGAUGGGAGUGCCCAUCACGUCACUUGGUUAUCUGUCUGUCUGUCCGUCUGUCUUUCUUGUGCUGUGUGUACUUGCCCGCUGUCAGCGCGAGGAGAAUCACAUCCGCCUCUCGUCCUGCGGGCGGGUCGAAAUCCCUUCACCAGUUCAUGCAAUCGCUCGAGCGCCCGUCGGGAAACCCGGCGAGCAAGGAAUUGGACCGAGAGCACCGAAGGUGGACGAGACUUGAGAACUCAUUUCACCUCGCAAACCCCGGGCGGCCGGCGAGAAAUCCCUCUCGAAAUUCGCCGUGAUUGAUCCGGAGCCACUUUCACCGACCGGGGUGCGCCGACCUCUCUCUCUCACGCAUACACACUUUCGGGCCUCGGGAGGCCGCUCUAGUGUUGGGCGAGAUUCCCAUCUCCCUCCAGCCAGUGCGCCGCGUCCCUGCUGCAUGAUCCAGUACGGAUACAGCAUCCGGUGAUCUCUACUCACAAGUCUGGUCUGAACUGAAGCUGCGUGAUUGCAUCGGCAUCAGGAAGAGAAGGGAAGGAGGUUGUAGAAAUGCGACAGGGGACCACAGUGAAAUCCAGGGUCCAUCCACAGCGCCGCAAACCCGCUCAACCACCUGGGUAGGUGCUGUGCUUGUACUCUACUGUACUGUAGAUACCUUGCCUACCUACCUAGGUAAGUAGGUAGGUAGGUACCUUAGGUCGGCAAGCGAGCGACUGUGCAGUACGAGCUGCAGCCGCCCGGCGGCUUUAAUUCAAAACGAAUGUCUCCAUUUGUUCCAUUUCCGCAUGGGCCCGAGGCGGAAGAAAACACCGUUGGAGAAAGAAAAAAAUCUCAUGCCACCAGCCAACUCCAACCCACGAUCCACUCAAUCAAAACCCCUGGGCGGCACCACGACGGCUGGACUGGAGUGGCCCUUAUCUCACACGGCGGAACGCGACAAUUUGCUCCGAAAGUGCAGGGUGGUGUGCAGAUGCCGGAUAGGCGGUGUGGAAAAAGAGAGAGAAAGAGCGGCAGCAGCGUAUCGCGAUAAUCCUCCUCCGCCUGGCGUGGUGUGUCCCCCAUUGAAACCCCUCCGAUCAGCCAACCACGAGCCGUAAUUCCCCCGGAAACACCACCGCCACCACUCUCCCACGGACCAACGAGGAAAAGGCAACGCCGCAAGCCCCAACGGACCACGCUGCUGCAACCUCCGAGGCACGACACCGCAUACCUCCGUCCACCGGCGCCACAUACCUCGGCCCAUCCACCAUCGUCACGCCGUCAAGCUCCUCGCUCAACAGCUCUCCGCCCCUUCGGCCUCGCCGGCCGCCACCCCGACACACACAUACACACAAACCCAACACACACAACACGCGCGCGCGCCCACACGCACGCGCCCACGACCAUGUCGGACCACGCGAGAAGCUGGUUCGCCGUCCCCGCCCCCGUAGCCGCCCUCUUCCGCCGCUUCCCCUUGGCCGUCUACCCCGCCAACGACCUGCCCCUCCGCUCCCCCUCCCGCGCCGGCCUGCCGACCCUCUAUGUCUUCGUCGCCGACGACGAUGCCCCGAGAGGCCGGCCGAGCUUCAACCCAUCAUGUCUAAAGUGGCAGACGUUCCUCAAAAUCGCUGGCGUCGAAUUCCGCAUCCUUCCCUCCACCAACCACGCCUCCCCCUCCGGCGCCCUCCCCUACCUUCAACCCCCUUCCCCCCUCCGCCCCGUCGCCGGCGCCGGCAGGCUCGAAGCCUACGCCCUCGACAACUCCCUCCUUCCCGCCGAGAAGCGGCCGCCACCGCCUGCUCCCUCCGACCGUCUCCGCGCCUACGAGUCCCUCCUCGACACCCGCCUCCGCACCGCCUGGCUCCACGCCCUCUACCUUGCCCCGGAUAACGCUCCGCUGCUGUCGCGCCUGUACCUCCGCCCGGCCUCCAGCAGCCCCCUCGUCCGCCUCGCACUGGCUCACCAGGUCCGCUCCGCCGCCGAGGCGGAGGUCCUUAAGUCCACCCGCAGCGCCCUCGUCGACCCGGUGAGGAUCUACGCCGACGCCCGCGCCGCCCUCGAGGCCCUCGCCGCGCUGCUCGACGAGAACACCGAGGUCGGGGAGGAGGACGGCCCCUGGUUCUUCAGCUCCCCACGGCCGACCCUCUUCGACGCCUCCGUCUUCGCCUACACGCAUCUCCUCCUCGACGGCGACUUCGGCUGGCUGGACAGCACCCUGCCCCAGAUCCUGUCCGGCUUUCCCGGUCUGGUGAGGCACCGCGAGAGGCUACUGGAGCGCUGCUUUCCCGACGACGAGGGGGUCCUCGUGUAAAAAAUACCGACUUGGAAGACAGCACAGACGACUGGGAGCAGAUGAGAGCAGACUUAGAAAGAGACAGAGAAAGAGAAAGAGAGGAAGGGCAAGACGAGGAAAGGGAUUCCUCCGAAUAAUACCAAAAAACAUCGUCUGCGGACGAAGUCGUAGACCAAGUGAUUGAGUGGUGCUGGCACGUCACAUCACACCACACCACACCACAUAGAAUAUUUGCCCAUGCAAGCGGCCUUUCAACAGCUCUUGAAAACGCAACACUAGCGACCCACAGGACGACGAUAGGAAUGAAACGGUGGAGGGUUGUUGUUUUCCAAGUGUUAUUUCCUUCCGGCUAUGACUGUUCCUGCCUCCUUCGCUGUCAUCCAUGGUGGCUACAUUAGCUACGUUAGCUACGGUAUACUGCAAGUAAUUCCAAGGAACCGAUGGGGGCAGGCUCAUCAGAGA
This is a messenger RNA of Colletotrichum destructivum, 3388 nucleotides long. RefSeq names its product Putative thioredoxin-like, metaxin, glutathione S-transferase domain-containing protein. The record is from RefSeq and is a predicted model, not a curated record. The transcript is spliced from 2 exons. NCBI's taxonomy places the organism in Eukaryota, Fungi, Ascomycota, Sordariomycetes, Glomerellales, Glomerellaceae. The coding region runs from base 2039 to 2944 and encodes 301 amino acids. Gene Ontology annotation, biological process: mitochondrion organization. Gene Ontology annotation, cellular component: cytoplasm; SAM complex.